GAUGAAAUUUAGUCGUGAGAUUCAUAACUGUUUAGUGCACAAACAACAGAACGUUAUUAUACAUUAUAUAAAACAAAAACUCAAGAGCAAGGUUAAAACUUGUGUGUGUACUGUUCUUACUAAAUUUCAUGUUGUGUGUGUGUGGCAGUUUUGUGUCUAUAGCAUGAGCUACUCCAAUUACCAGUUUCCAGACUGAACUGAGCCAACAAAUUCUUUUUCCUACCAUUUUUGUCUUUCUACCCACGACGGACUAGAAAAACGGCCAAACCGAUGCCAAAGUAGACGGAACUUUUCUAGCUCUACGUGACCUGAUUUCCUUUUCCGACUGAUACCUAACAACGGAAACUAUUUUUAAAUGCGAGCUCCCCGACGUCAGGGACAUGGACGCUUUGAUAUGCUACCUUUGCAAUUAUUUUGGAUAGCAGGUUGUUUUAAAGCGUCAUUUUAGCAGGAAUUCUCAAAGUCAAAUGAAUUCCUAUGGGACAAUUUUACCUACGCCCUUGCAAGUGUAUGAACUUUUUGUCCAUUUUAAGGGAUGGAAAUCGUAUCUUCUAGAGAAAAAGAAUUUCUCCGAAUUCCACCGUUCAAUUUCUAUAGGCUUAUUUGGCAAAUUGUUCUUUAAUAGUCGACAAGUGCACCUCUCUUAAACCGAUUUCCGUUUAAUAACCCCAAAUGAAUUUAGAAAUCCACAAGGACUUAAAGUGGCUUCCUUAUUCAUCCGCUGAAAGAUUGACGCGUAGGGUCCAUCUCAUCAAUGUGCGUUGGCAGCUAUAUAUGGAGCUGGGAAACGUUUCGGAUUGGCUAUUGGCUGCAAUGGACGCGAGCUGAGACUGCUGUUUCUAAGUUUACACGGGCUUUUGCUUCCGCGCACGCUAUGGAUUGUGCCGGGCUACUGUAAGCGUGUAUACGGGGAUUGGCAUGUAGGAACCCGAGCCGGGCGUCGGCGACGGGUUAGCCUAUAGUUAGCCAGGGUAUAUAAAGGACGGACGCCGAGAUGUUCAUUGCCCAGUUCUCUCUCAAGGAGCUACUGGAACAUACUCGACCUUCUCUCCUUUUGAACUAAAUCUUUCAUCAUGGGUGAUGUAGAGAAGAAGAAGAAGAAGAAGAAGAAGGAAGAGGAACCCGCCGCUGAUGCCGCUCCCGCCGCCGCUCCCGCUCCGGCUCCCGCAGCUAGUUCUACCAAGUCUGGUUCGACUGGUGGCUCCAAGAAGCAGGCCGCUCGCUCUGGCAGUAAUGUCUUUUCGAUGUUCAGCCAGAAGCAGGUUGCCGAGUUCAAGGAAGGCUUCCAGUUGAUGGACCGCGACAAGGACGGAAUCUUGGGCAAAAAUGAUUUGCGCGCCACUUACGACGAGCUGGGCCGCAUCGCGUCCGAGAAGGAAUUGGACGAGAUGCUCAAGGAUGCUCCAGGACCCAUCAACUUCACCGCCUUGUUGAUGAUGUUCGCCGAAAGGCAAUCUGGAGGUGCCGAUGAAGAUGAAGUUGUUAUCGCUGCCUUCAAAUCUUUCGAUGAUGGCACCGGUCACAUCGAUGGUGAGAACUUGCGACACGCCCUCAUGACCUGGGGUGAGAAGUUCUCCGCCAAAGAAGUCGAUGAUGCCUACGCUGAGAUGACCAUUGACAACGCCAACCGCAUCGAUUGCAAUGCACUCAUCCAGAUGUUGACCUCCUCUCCAGCUGAGGAAACCGAAGGCGAGGCUGCUUAAAUUCUUUUUUCCCCACCACCUCAAAAAAGUCGUUGUUUUCUCUCCUUUUUCUUCUUCUGUCUUUUCUCUAUCAUUAAAAAAACAAAACAAAAAGAAAUUCACAUGCAAUCUGCAAGAUCAUCAGCAGAAUAACAACAACAACAACAACAACCUAAAAAAUAAACUGUUUCAAGAAAAUCCUUCCUGCUAUGAUUUUUUCCUUCAUUUUGUGCUAUGGGAGUUGUUUGAGUCUGGUUCCUAUCAACACCAGUUUAAAAUAGUGAUGACUUCCAAAUACAACUACUCUUAGACCGGAA
Daphnia pulex (common water flea) is the source of this 1999-nucleotide messenger RNA. RefSeq names its product myosin regulatory light chain 2-like (gene Mlc2). The transcript is spliced from 7 exons. Gene Ontology annotation, molecular function: myosin heavy chain binding; calcium ion binding. NCBI's taxonomy places the organism in Eukaryota, Metazoa, Arthropoda, Branchiopoda, Diplostraca, Daphniidae. Gene Ontology annotation, biological process: locomotion; post-embryonic development. The record is from RefSeq and is a predicted model, not a curated record. Bases 1074 to 1703 code for a protein of 209 amino acids. Gene Ontology annotation, cellular component: myosin II complex; cytoplasm.